This is a messenger RNA of Closterium sp. Naga37s-1, 1128 nucleotides long. The record is from the annotation of a GenBank genome assembly. Lineage: Eukaryota; Viridiplantae; Streptophyta; Zygnematophyceae; Desmidiales; Closteriaceae.
AUGAGAGGGGGCGUGGUGGUUCACAGUGGGGCGGGGCUGAGCACAGCAGCGGGCAUUCCGGAUUUCCGAGGGCCUAAGGGCGUGUGGACGCUGCAGGGGGAGGGAAGGUGGGAGGAAGCUGCGGUGGCCAUGGGGAGAAAGUACGAGGAAGGAAGCUUUGCCCACGCUGGGGCAAAUGGCGGUGGCAGUGAUGGUGGGAGCUGGGGGGCAGCGAUGGUGCGGGCUGGGAGAGUUCAGCACGUGGUGACACAUAACGGUGGGUUGGGGUUUGGAAGUUACUCUGGCAAUGUUGUAACACAAGCUGGGGUGGCAGCCGUGAUGGUGGUGAUCGUGCGGGCUGGGAUAGUGGAGCACCUGGUGACUCGGAACGGUGGUUGCAGCAGAAGGGUGGGAACGUGGUCCCUCUCACUUCCCUCUUACUCCUCUUACUUCCCUUUCACUUCCCUCUCACUUGCCUUUCACUUCCGUCUCUCUUUCCUCUCACUUUACUCACUUCCCUUUCACUUCCCUCUCACUUCCCGUUCACUUCCCUCUACCUUCCCUCUCACUAUCCUCUCACUUCCCUCUCACUAUCCUCUCACUUCCCUCUCACUAUCCUCUCACUUCCCUCUCACUUUCCUCUCACUUCCCUUUUACUUCCCUCUCACUUCCCUCUCACUUCCCUCUCACUUCCCUCUCACUAUCCUCUCACUUCCCUCUCACUUCCCUCUCACUUCCCUCUCACUAUCCUCUCACUUCCCUCUCACUUCCCUCUCACUUCCCUCUCACUUCCCUCUCACUUCCCUCUCACUUCCCUCUCACUUCCCUCUCACUUCCCUCUCACUUCCCUCUCACUUCCCUCUCACUUCCCUCUCACUUCCCUCUCACUUCCCUCUCACUUCCCUCUCACUUCCCUCUCACUUCCCUCUCACUAUCCUCCAAUGUGGGGGCGAGUUGGUAGUGCACUUUGGGGAGAGGAUAGACGAUGAGGAGCUGAGGAAGGCGAGAGAAGCAUGCACGGGCGCACACGUGGCGCUCUGCCUUGGCUCCUCCUUUAAGGUGCCACCAGCCAUCAAGCUCCCCCGCCUAGCAGCCGAUCUGGUGAUCAUCAACAUGCAGCGCACCCCUCUCGAUCGCCACACGUGUUAA